This is a messenger RNA of Pseudomassariella vexata, 1624 nucleotides long. Its product is annotated as cytochrome P450. The record is from RefSeq and is a predicted model, not a curated record. The coding region runs from base 1 to 1500 and encodes 499 amino acids. Gene Ontology annotation, molecular function: iron ion binding; monooxygenase activity; heme binding. NCBI's taxonomy places the organism in Eukaryota, Fungi, Ascomycota, Sordariomycetes, Amphisphaeriales, Pseudomassariaceae. The transcript is spliced from 4 exons.
AUGCCUUUAUUGGUGACAGAUCCUGUAACCAUUUUGGGGGCCCUCGUCUUCACAGUAGUAGGCGCAUACAUCUACCAAGGCCUUACCAACCCGCUUCGAAAUAUUCCUGGACCAUGGUACACGAAAUUCACUACCCUCCCAUCAACCUUCUACGUCAUGACGGCCAAGCAUCCCGCCUGGACACUAACACACCCCCAACCAGGCCCUAUAGUCCGCAUAUCCCCCUACGAAGCCGACACAAGCUCCAUCCCGGCCGUAAAACUCGUCCACAACGCCACCAUGAAGUCCCAACCUUUUCUUAAGUCCCCCUUCUACAGCACCCUCAUCACCGACUCGGACAGCGUCUUCAACACGAUCCAUCCGGCUAACCACCGAAAAUACAAACGCCUCCUCUCCUCACCCAUGUCCGAAUCAGGACUGAAAGCCUUCCUGCCGCAAAUCGACGCCCAAGUCCGGCUCGCCAUGACAAAGAUCCGCGAAGAGGACGAUGGACCACGUGGUGUCGCGGACGUGGCGAAAUGGUUCAUGUUCCUGUCAUUCGACGUGAUCGGCGAGCUGACGUUUGGCGAAUCGUUCGGAAACCUCGAACACGGGAGGAAAAACCGGUCCGUGGACGACUUCGUGAGUUUGGGCUACGUCGGCGGGCUAAGGAGCAUGUUCCCCGUGAUUUCCAAGAUCUCGACUGUGCUGCCGAUCCCGGUAUUCAGGGACGCGACGGAGAUUCAGUGGCGGACUUUCGAGUAUGCGGAGCGGGCGUUGGAGAAGCAUCGGAAGAUGGUAGAAAAGCAUCAUGCCGAGAGCGGGGGAGCAGUGAAGACGGACCCGAAACCGACCGUUUUCAGCAAACUGUAUAACGCUGAGCAUGAGGAGACUUGGACGCAGAAGGAGAUCCGGGAUAACGCACAGGUGUUCAUUGUGGGUGGGAGCGAUACAACGGCCAAUUCGAUGAUUUACCUUGUCUGGGCUGUGUGUCAACAUCCCGAGAUCAAGCAGAAACUCCUCAAGGAAUUGAGCAAUCUCCCUGAGGGCUGGGGGUACGACGAGCUGAGGGAUCUGCCCUACCUGAACUGUAUUGUCAACGAGACGCUGCGACUGCAUACCGCUUUGCCGUGCGGAUUACCUAGGAUCGUGCCGCCGGGCGGGUGUGAACUGGCGGGUCACUUUGUGACCGGCGGGGCGACGGUCACGACGCAGGCGUACAGUCUGCAUCGGGACGUCGAGGCUUUCCCGGAUCCGUAUCGGUUCUACCCCGAGAGGUGGGAGAAUACGACGCAGAGGAUGAAGGACUGUAUUAUGCCGUUUGGUGGGGGUGGGAGGACAUGUCUAGGCCGCCACCUCGCUCGCAUCGAGUUGCGUCUCAUCACAGCUCGCUUCUUCCUCAAUUUCCCAAACGCCGUUGUCUCCCACAAGGAGGGCAUGAGCGACAAAGACAUGGAAAUGGCUCUGUAUUUCUUGAUGGUGCCAAGUGGUCACCGGUGUCUUAUCCAGAAAGAGGCAUAAAUACGAAUUUGUUUUGUAUGGUCACUACCGAAGGUUGCUUGGCCUCAUCACGGAAGACGUAGAAACCCUCGAAUAUUUGGGACUGUUGAAGUUGUGAGAGGAUAGCAGAGAACGUAGCUUGAAG